AUGCAUAUUUCCUUCGCUUAUCUUGGCUUUGUGCUUGCUGCAUCCGCUGCUGCCAGUUCGCGUCAUUUGGCGAGAACCGACACAGUUGCUCGAUUGAGCGUUCGCGGUGAAGAACAGGCAGGCCAUAAAGACGAUCUCCAGAUGAAGUGUUUCGGUGGUUGUGGUGGUCUUCCUCCACCUCCGCCAACUUCAUGCUGGAAUGCCCCGGUUGUCUUCCACGGCGGCCAAGGUCUACCACCAAUGAACACCUUCUUUUCAACUGUUCAAAGCUACACUGUAAUCACAUCCAACACCGUCAACAUCUGGAACGGUGGCAUAGACCCGCAAACCAUCUUACUUCAGUUCCAAAUCAUGGUAACCAGUCUUUCAACUCUGUUCUCCACUUUACAAGGCGGAUGCUCCUUCCAGGGAAAUCCUCAAGUGUUCAUCUCCACUUUUGCCCCAAUGAUCAUCCAAAUCCAAAGUAUGAUCACAAUUAUCACCACUCAAUGUACUGGUAAUAUUGGUGCCUUCCAAUCCUCCUUUGCCGUUCUAUCGGUUUUGGUGCAAUCAAUCAUUGGUGUGGCAAUCAGCAUGCAUGUUGAAAUUCAGCAAUUCUUCUCAGCCUGUAAUUUCAAUCCACAGCUCUGGUCACCCCUUGGCUUCCCAGUUGAUAGCUGGAUCCACGGAGUUCCAGGUGCAUUCCCCGGAGUUCCAGGUGCAUUCCCCGGAGGUCCAGGUGUGAUCCCCGGAGGUCCAGAUGUAUUCCCCAGUGUUCCAGGUGGUUUCCCCGGAGGUCCAGGUGGUUUCCCUGGCGGCGUACCCAGCGUAGGCCCACAAGUAGUUCCAGUACCUGGAGGUCACAACGCCUGCUUCCAACCACUCAGUCUCCUUGAUACAUUACUCCAUGUCCUCCUUGUAAUCCUUGAACCUCUUUUCCAAGGCCUUGGUGCGCUCUUGCAAGGUGUCGGUCUCCUUGUUGCAAAUCUUGGUGUCGCCGUGGGCAGUCUUCUUGAUGGUGGUCUCCUUGGUUUGAUUUAG
Messenger RNA from Melampsora larici-populina 98AG31, 1020 nucleotides. RefSeq lists its product as uncharacterized. Lineage: Eukaryota; Fungi; Basidiomycota; Pucciniomycetes; Pucciniales; Melampsoraceae. The record is from RefSeq and is a predicted model, not a curated record. The coding region runs from base 1 to 1020 and encodes 339 amino acids. The transcript is spliced from 6 exons.